AGAUGGCAGUGGAGAGUUGGCGUCCAUAGCACGUCUUUUCUUACUGUACGUCGUAGCUUGAAUUACGUGUUUUCUUAGCUUUGGUUGCCGAAUUACCCCAAUAACAGAUGGGCCAAAAUUAUUUAAAAUAUUAUAUUCAACCCUUAAGCUGUGUUGUAAAGUUUCUUAUUUUGAGUGCCUAUAGCAAAUUUGUUAUUUGAGUUCAUUAUUGUAUUGUGUUGUGUUAUUAUUGAGUUUUGUUGGUUGUGCAUUUGGAUUAUUUUUUUAUUUGAGAAUCUUUGAACUUGGAUAUAUAUUUCAUUUUUAAGAAAUGGCUGGAAAUAAGUGUGUUUAUUUCAAGUGUGGACUAAGUAAGAAAAUGAACUUAAUUCCAAAUUUUCAAGAUCUAUUAGGUCUUCAAAAUUGAGAGGUUUCGGUCGAUUUUAAGCUUGAAUGGCUGUACUACAUUAAUUUUCGUUAAAGUAAUACCUAAACAAUAAUAAAAACAAAAGUUGAAAAAGCACAUAAUCACAAUAAAAAAUUGAGAAAAAAUGAAUUGAAAUUUUAAAUUGUAAUAAAAAAUGAAGCAGAAGAGACCUAAAAUCAAGAACACUUAGAAACAUGAACAUAUCAAAAGGUCUGAGAAAUAAUAAAUUGAAGAAAUUUAGAAUGUUUUUAACGUUUAAAUCCUCUUGGGUCUUCAUUAAAAACUAUUCAUUAAAUUCUACUCCUCGAGGCAAUAUAUACACAAGGAUAAUAUUAACAGCAUCGAAGUUGAUAUUGCCACAAUUAAAUUAGAUUCCAGUCAUACGAAAAUGUAGAUUAUUACUAAGAUUAUAUACUCGAAAUUAUUAUGCUUAUUCUUUAUCGAAUGAGAACGCGUACGUUCAUCAAUUUUCUAGAAUAUUCCCGAAACGUUAUAUCCGUUUAAUAUACCUGCGUAAGUUAUCCCCAAAACACGACAGAAAAAAACGGCGAAAAAGAAGAAAUUGUUAAAAGACAUACAUAACCUUUAUUUUUAUGAAGCAAGCAGUUGCAUUUUUUAAUAGUGGUAGUUGAGUGCGAUACUGCUUUUUGUAUUAGAAAUAAGUGAAUAUAUAAUUUAGUUAGGUAAUCAAUGGAAUUAACUCGAUUUAAUUGUUAUAUUGGUACUGCCAGAGGUUUUUUGCUAUCCACGACGGACAAACCUACGGGGAUACGGCAUGUGAAACCAGAUUUCAUCUCGGAAGUAACUGCUUUAACAUUUGAUACUGAACGAAAAAAAAUUUUUAUUGGUUAUAAGAAUGGAUGUGUACAUAUAUUUGAUUCUAUACAGAAUACUUAUAUUCAAGAAGUUACUAAUUUGUUUGGCAAAGGUAGUACUGUUGGUCUAAGCUAUUUAAAAACCUCACUUAUUGUUGGAAAAUCUGAUGGGAUUAUAAAUAUUUGGAAUGGAAACAGUAACAACCAUUUUGAUUUAAAUUUAGGUGAAAACGAAACACUUAACUCCAUUUCAUGUAACGAUAAUAGGAAUUGUAUAGGAACAGGUGGUGAACAUAAUGAUUUCAAGAUAUGGGAUAUAGAAAUGCAGAAAUGCAUUUUUAAAGCCAAAUCAUUAGGUCAUGACUCCCUUAAUUUACCGAUUCCUACAUCAGUAAGAGGUAUAAUGUUUUCAUCUGAAGAUCCUCAUUUAAGUUAUUGCUGCACAAAAGAAGGACAUGUUUUAUUAUAUGAUGAUAGGGCACAAAGAAGACCUGUUGUAAAAUUUUUGGAGACCAAGGCAAGUUAUACAACAAUAGCUAGUUCAUAUAGAGAAAGGCAAUGUUUGGUAGGGACGACUAGGGGAUAUAUGCAAUUAUUAGAUAUGAAGGUUGGCAAGUGUAUGAAAACAUUUACAACUUUUGCUGGAAGUGUAACAGAUAUUGUUUGUGAUCCAAUAGAACCUUAUGUUUUUUCUACUAGUUUAGAUAGACAUUUGAGGGUACACCACUUGGAAACAAAAGAAUUGUUGCAAAAGACUUAUAUGAAAGUGAAUUUGACGACUUUAUUGGUAACACCUGCGGUAAAAGAAGAAAAAAAAGAGCAAGAUGAGAGAGAUAACAUCAAUUCAGUUAAUAUAGAAGAUGGUGUUGAUUUAGAUGACGAAUAUGAAACCAUUUUUCAGAAUAUGGAAGUUGUUGGUGAGGAAAAGAAGAAGAAGAAAAAUAAAAGAUAUCUUGAAGAAUGUAGUAAAAAGGCAGUGAAGAGACAUAAAGUGAAAAAUAAGCAUUAGAAUCAUACAAAAACAUUAUAUUUUAAAAAUAAAAGCUGAUUUGAAGAAA
Molecule: messenger RNA, 2279 nt
Organism: Diorhabda carinulata
Lineage: Eukaryota; Metazoa; Arthropoda; Insecta; Coleoptera; Chrysomelidae
Product: WD repeat-containing protein 74
Exons: 6
Coding region: 1097-2230 (377 amino acids)
Biological process (GO): ribosomal large subunit biogenesis
Cellular component (GO): nucleolus; preribosome, large subunit precursor
Molecular function (GO): protein binding
Source: RefSeq, a predicted model, not a curated record